This is a messenger RNA of Apodemus sylvaticus (European woodmouse), 5489 nucleotides long. It is a transcript of the gene Suv39h2, whose product is annotated as SUV39H2 histone lysine methyltransferase. Gene Ontology annotation, molecular function: histone H3K9 methyltransferase activity; protein binding; zinc ion binding. Gene Ontology annotation, cellular component: nucleus. The transcript is spliced from 6 exons. The record is from RefSeq and is a predicted model, not a curated record. Lineage: Eukaryota; Metazoa; Chordata; Mammalia; Rodentia; Muridae. The coding region runs from base 150 to 1595 and encodes 481 amino acids.
ACCACGGCAGGGGUCGGCCUCCACUGACGUCAGAACGCCUCGCUUCUUACAGCGUCCCAGCUCCGGAGUCCCCCGCGGGCCGGGGCGGGGCGUGUGGCCAGCUGAGUUCCUCUGGCUGACCGCGCCAGUUUGAAUGAAAGCUCCGCAAGAUGGCGGCGGCCAGGGCUAAGGCUCGGAGCGGUGAGGCUGGAGCGCGGUGUCACCGGGCUCCAGGUACGCCGGGAAGGCCCAAGUCCAGGCGAACGACGAGACGCCGCUGCGUGGACACCCUGACGGCGCGACGCUCACGGCCGUCUGCGGGCAGGAGGCGCGCCGGCUCCAAGCGAGUGAGGUCCAGAGCUCCGCGGGCCGCGAUCCUUGGUGGCGAAUGUGCACGAGGUGCCUUAUUCAAGGCCUGGUGUGUGCCUUGCCUAGUUUCACUUGAUACUCUCCAGCAAUUAUGUAGAAAAGAAAAGCUCACAUGUAAAUCGAUUGGAAUCACCAAAAGGAAUCUAAGCAAUUAUGAGGUGGAGUACUUGUGUGACUACAAGGUAGUAAAGGGUGUGGAAUAUUAUCUUGUAAAAUGGAAAGGCUGGCCAGAAUCUACAAAUACCUGGGAGCCCUUGAGGAACCUCAGGUGCCCACAGCUCCUGCAGCAGUUCUCUGAUGACAAGAGCACUUAUUUAUCUCAGGAAAGGAAACGCAAGGGUGUCACUUCAAAAGACAAUAAGAAAUCCUUGCAACCUGCAGUUGCUGAGUAUAUUGUACAGAAAGCUAAGCAAAGAAUAGCUCUGCAGAGAUGGCAAGAUUACCUCAACAGAAGGAAGAACCACAAAGGGAUGAUAUUUGUUGAAAAUACUGUUGACCUGGAGGGCCCCCCUCCAGACUUCUACUACAUUAACGAGUACAGGCCAGCUCCUGGGAUCAACUUAAACAGUGAAGCUACCUUUGGUUGCUCGUGUACAAACUGCUUCUUUGAAAAGUGUUGUCCUGCGGAAGCUGGAGUUGUUUUGGCUUAUAAUAAGAACCAACAAAUUAAAAUCCAACCAGGCACUCCCAUCUAUGAGUGCAACUCAAGGUGUCGAUGUGGACCUGACUGUCCCAAUAGGAUUGUACAAAAAGGCACACAAUAUUCACUCUGCAUCUUUAGAACUAGCAAUGGCUGUGGCUGGGGUGUAAAAACCCUUGUGAAGAUUAAAAGAAUGAGUUUUGUCAUGGAAUAUGUUGGAGAGGUGAUCACAAGUGAAGAGGCCGAGAGACGGGGACAGUUCUAUGACAACAAAGGGAUCACCUACCUUUUUGAUCUGGACUAUGAGUCUGAUGAGUUCACGGUGGAUGCAGCUCGAUAUGGAAAUGUAUCUCACUUUGUGAAUCAUAGUUGUGACCCAAAUCUCCAGGUGUUUAGUGUUUUCAUCGAUAACCUUGAUACUCGGCUGCCUAGGAUAGCAUUGUUCUCUACAAGAACCAUCAAGGCUGGAGAAGAGCUGACUUUUGACUAUCAAAUGAAAGGUUCUGGAGAAUUCUCUUCAGACUCUAUUGAUCACAGCCCUGCCAAAAAAAGGGUCAGAACCCAAUGUAAAUGUGGAGCUGAGACUUGCAGAGGGUACCUCAACUGAAAUUUCAGGAAAUGGAGCUCAUGAUAUUUUUUUGUUUUGUUUUUCUUCUAACAACUGAAAAAGUAUUUGGGACUCCUUUCUAUUACCUAUGUAUUAUAUUAUAUGAUGUUGCCAAGUAUAUUACUGUUGAUUCUAAAAAAGACUGCAGGGCACAUGAACGGUAGAUAUUUGAUGGGUUCAUGGGAAGUGAACUACGUAUGUCACCAUUUGCUUACUUGGGAAGUCUGAACAGACAGUUGUCCCCGUUAGUGAUGGAAAAGCAAGGCAACCAGUUAUUAUGGAACCUUUAUCUUGACUCAAACAGAUAAUUCAAUUUAGGCAAAUGUAUAAAUUUUAUUUUUUUACUAGAUUGUUUCUGUUUAAUACUCAACUGAUCUUGUAUCAGAGACAAAUAAGUGAUGCUGAAUUUUUUUACUAUAUUUUCUACUUUUACAUUAAAACAUUGGCAUCUUAAUGAUAUAUUUCAGGUGUAAAAAAUGUGAAAGAUUUACUUUUAGCUUGAGCUUAUUUUGAAGGAAUAGAUACCAUUACAAAGGUUGUAUGUCUGAACCUGAAAUUCUUAAAAGAUGUUUUUAGUUGCAUAGAAGAGAAGUCUUUAAUCACCUCUAGAAGUCUAUAGUGGCUGGCCAUUGUGCUUCUGUGAACAGACAGAACAGUGACUAGAGAGCUCAUAGGAGGGCCAGGCAGAGCAAAGGAGUAUAGAGUGAACCACUCAGCACGUGUGAGGUCCCCACUGAGAUCCCUGAGGGGCACACAACCCCACGCAAUGUAACUGUCACUUCCAGGCAGUGCAAUUACUCUCCACUAAAUACUUUUGUAUUUUGUGCAUGCCCUUGAAAAGCAAGCUAUAUUUGAACAGAUAUUUGUUUUAUACAAGAAAUUUUUUUAGAUAGGAUAAAACUUAGCUUGGCCAGAGUUAUGUCUGAUUGAACUUUUAUUAACUUCCGGGGAUCAGAUGGGAUUUUUCCCUGUGUAGUAAAACCCAAAAAAGAAAAACCUUACUUUCAUCAUUCUGGGUCUGGGGGUUCUAAUCAUGGUGUCCACGGUGAAGACAAAACAAGUGCGGCAAAUAAUCCCAGCUUUUGGUCUCCUAAGGCUGUCCCAAGCUCACUGCUCCACGCUUUAAUAGACUGUAAUAGCUUAAGUAAAAUGAACUGAAUUCAAGUCCUCAGCAUCCAUGGCCUUUGUCUCCCUCCACUUUAACCUGUUGUGAGAGAAGCUGCAGUGUUAGUCAGAGUAUUGCCUCCACGGGCUGCUUGUCCACAAUACAUAGUGUACUGUGUUUGCAUGCUUGCGGCCUCAUGGGAUGUCUGCUACCCAAAAAAAUAUAAAAAGAAAAAAUAUAAUUUUAAAUGGCAUUUCUUUUGUUUUCUUUAAGAAUCAAUCUUAAAAGGAUUACAGGUCUGUUUUUCUACUCCACCAACCCCCAUGGCCAAGCUCACCUUGACUUAUUCUCGGAAAGAUUUAAAAAAAAAAAAAAAGAAACCAGUGUUUGACUGUCUAGAUAUUUUGGCCUUAUUUACUGUUUAGGUUAAAAGGAAACUUAGGAGGGCAAGAAGGAAAAAAAUAUGUUUAAUAAAUAUGUGUCUUUGUUUUGUGCUUAAUAGAAAUUUAAUGGGCCCUUAGAUUUUGUGGGGAAUGGAUAGGCCUUUAGACAGAGUAUCUUAUAGCUCAGGUUAGCCUUGAAUUUGCUGUAUAGGUGAGUAUUAUCUUGAACCCUUCGAUCUUUCUGCCUCUACCUCCCAGUGCUAGGAUUACAGGCAUGUGUCAUCAUGCCUGACUUGAGAUGUUUACCUUUAAACAAACACAUUUCAUUCUGAGUUCCAUACAUAUGAUAGACUUGGCUUUCCUUUACUAUCCCAUUACUCUGUCCUGCCUCUCACCAUCCCCCCAUCACUAUCCUGCCGUGGUCUCUUAGAGUCACCUCAUGUUAGCUGUUUAUACAUGGUGGGUGGGCGUGCGCGCACGGACACACACGGAGACACACACACACACACACACACACACACACACACACACGAGUGCUUCGUCGUUGCUGUGAUAAAAGUGAUCAAUUCAGCUGUAGUUUGAUUCCUCAAGUCACAUGUCCUAAGUAUAUGCUGUCUUUAGCAACACGUUCUUGGAAACUUAUGAGCGGAGGCUGUAGUGAUGUAGGAACGCUGCUUACUGCCAUGCUCCCAGACUCGUGCUCAGCUAGGUUUUCUAAGACAGCUCAGGCCUAUCUGCCUAGGAGUGGUCCUGCCCACAGUGAGGCAGACCCUGCUACAUCAAUUACAAUUAAGGAAAUACACACACACACGCUACAGGCCAAUUUGAUGGAACUAGUUCCUCAAAUGAGGUUACUUUUUCCCAGGUGACCCCAGGUUUUUCAAGUUGUAUAAGGUAUAUACAAUCAUUUUGCACUUGAUUCUUCUGUAAAGUAAAAGUGGCUAGCCUUUAGAAUUCUGGGAUGUAUCUUGGUAUUUUGAAAUGUUUUUAACCUUUGCUACUUUAGAACUCUUGAAGAAUGAAGUAGCCACUACAAUCAGUGCUACCUGUUUUAAUGCUAUAUGUAAAGAACUUUCCUUAUACAACCUGGUGCUGGAGCAUGGACUCUAAAUCCUGUGUGUGUGUGUGUGUGUGUGUGUGUGUGUGUGUGUGUAUGUGUGCCUGCUGUGUCGCUUACUAGCUAUGUGAACUAACCUGUGUGCCUUAGUUUCAUGCCUACCUCAAAGUAUGGCUUCACAGAUUAAAGCUUUAUAAGUGUGUUUUUAAUCACAGAAUAAACACCGUGUAUAAAGAUCUAUUGUUCUGUACUUGAAACAUAAGCUGAUGAUCAGGUAUAUUGAUCUAAAUCUACUCUAUUCUUAGCUCUUGACCUCUUCCAGCCAGUGUCCAUGCCAGACUUAAGACCUAUACCAUGAACAUCACAAUUAUAAAAUGUUACAAGUACACGCAGAACAAUGUUUACAGCCAUGUUCCGGAUGCUUACCUUGGAUCAUGAAAUAUCCUAUUAAAAAGUUGGACUGAGUGUGGUUCAGUAAAAUAAGAAUUAAGUUUUGAGUACUAGUGAAUAUAUACAAAUGGAGAGUUAUAUGUACAUAUAUUCUAAGUCCCACAUAUAUUCUACAUAUAUGCUAAGGUUGGUUCCAGUAAUUCUGGAUCUAAUUAUUGUAUAGCAGUUACAGUCUGUGAUAUUCAGUUUAACUGUCAAAUUGUAAAACUUCUUUUAAACUUCCUUUAUGUGGUGUGCCUACAUCUUUUCCCUUGAUCUGUAAAAUGUCAGCUAAAGUGCUUAUGAAAAUGUUUAUAAAGCUUUAUUAAUCCAUAUACAUCAAUACAAAAGCAUUGUACUCUAAGGCACUUUAACAAUUCACAGAACAUGUUAAGCAUUGAAGUAUCUUCCUUUACAUUCUAACUGUUGUGGCUCCAAUGGUGUCAUUGUAUUGGGAACAGUUUUAUGUCCUGAAACAACCUCUUGCUACGUUGUCCAGGCUUGACCUCCAACUCAAGUCCCUCUGGUCUCAGCUUCUAGAACGCAGCUUUGCCCAGCCUGCGGGUAGCUUUCAAGAUUUGUUUUAUGUAUGAGCCUUUUGCCUGUCUGUAUGCCUGCGCACCACAUGUGCAUGGAUCCUCUAAUGCAGUUACAGUUGUGAGCUGCCAUGUGGGUGAGGGGACAAACCUGGGUCCCUCACAACCACCAAGUGCUCUCAGCUGCCUAGCCAUCUCUCUAGCCCUGCCCCAGGUUUUUAUGUGACAGAGGUUAAUAAGGUUCUGGGUUCCCCCUUCUAUCAGUUGUCUAUAAUAAAUCCCACCUUUAUUCUUCUAGACUGCUUGUAUCUUGGUGGAGGAGUGGACCUUGUAUACUUGGGGAUGUAUUCUGCUGUGAAGUAAAAUACUCUUUAUCAGAUCCAA